AUGGCUACGAUUCCCGCUACAUCUGUCACCUCGAGUAACCUUAGUACUAUCUCUUCACAACCUGAACCUCGACGAUCUACCACUGCCAUCACUGACUCCUGUGUACAAUCUCAGUUCAACGAUACAAACGUCAUACAGCCUCCCUUCUCUCCUUCUCAGAAACCGACAUUCUUGAACUUUCGUGGGCUGAAGAAGACCAUCUCUCGCAUUACGUUGAAAGCUAGUGGCACAUAUGAGACUAAAGGUGGCUUGGAGGGCUCGGAGGAACGCGUUGGCACCCAACCGUUGUCUUUGGUCUUGAAGAAGAAGCUAUCGGUUCUGGGACGACUUAACGAUGUGCGAAAGGAGCGGGCUGGAACUGGCAGUCGUGCCCCGCGGAGUAGAUACGGUACCGAGCCGCUCGAAGUCAAGAGGAAGCUCUCUCUGAGCUCGUUAUCGCUCUUCAGAACAACUCUUGCAAAGAAGAACCGAGCGGAUACCACCCAGACACAAACUCAUCCUUCUCUACUUCGCACACGGUCUUUGUUUGGCUUGCGUUCGAGGAAAUUUUCGAUGUCUUCGACGUCUGUCGUCGGAACUAUUACUGAGUCCACCGACCGAUCUACACUCGUAUCCUCCACUACUACCCCUUCUUUCCUCUGGAACGUGUUCGAGAGUGCUGAAGCUGAAGCUCGAUGGACUCGGCUUUUGGCGGUUCUCGAGCUAGAUACCUCGGAUUGUGAGCUUGAGGAAGACCGUAAACGUCGAAUUCGCUGUUCCCGCUCCUUCUCCGACUUUCAAAACCGUGGUAGCGGUUUUUCGUGGGACAAGACCACGGUUACCUAUCCAUGCCAAUACGAGCUUGAGUUUGAUGAUAGCAGUGAAGCGGAGAGUUGUUAUUCGGAUGACAUGGAGCUUGAUGACCUCUGGUCGGUUGAAUAUGUGGAGAAUUCAGUUUGGCAUCUGGAGAGCGGGUACGAAUCGGAUUUGAGUGGUGAGGAAGUUGACGGGAUUGUAUUUUGA
Messenger RNA from Marasmius oreades (fairy-ring Marasmius), 1002 nucleotides. RefSeq lists its product as uncharacterized. The record is from RefSeq and is a predicted model, not a curated record. NCBI's taxonomy places the organism in Eukaryota, Fungi, Basidiomycota, Agaricomycetes, Agaricales, Marasmiaceae. The coding region runs from base 1 to 1002 and encodes 333 amino acids. The transcript has a single exon.